GUGUGUGUGUGUGUGUGUGUGUGUGUGUGUGUGUGUGUGUGUGUGUGUGAGGAGGAGAGCAGCGAGGUGCGAGGCGAGCCCCCGUCUUGUCCACGGCAGACGACGCAGCAAGUGGCCGGAGAAGAGUCGACAUGAGCGGCCACUUCGACGAGGACGUCCGCGAGCGGGCCGAAAGGAAGGGCAGCAAGUCCCCCACCCUGCUCUCCUCCUACUGCAUCGACAGCAUUCUGGGCCGCCGGAGCCCGUGCAGGCUCCGGCUCACGAGCGCCCUGCCCAGCAGGGGCGAGCUUGACAAGGCGCCCGAGGGGUCGACCAAAGAGCUUUCUCUGCGCGCGGACCUGCACCUGCCCCCGAAGCUCCGCCGCCUGUACGGCUCCGGUGGCAAAUACCUCCAGGAGCAGGCAGACAACCUGCACGAACGCGAGCGGCUCCUCCUGGAAGGGGCCGCCGAGAGCCUCAAGAUCAUCCAGGCGCCGCAGGUGAGCAUCAGCCGCAGCAAGUCGUACCGGGAGAACGCGGCCCUGAGUCGGCCCGAGAGCGACCGCAGCCCCGGGGAGGGCUCAGAGGACGGUGGCCCUGCGGCGGCGGCCCCGGUGGAACUCGGCGCGUUGAAGUUCGACGAGGACGCGGUGAAGACGGAGGACGACGCGGCUGCUAGUCCGUCUCCCAAAGACGAGGAGAGGGAGAGCUUGAACACCGGGGAUGGGGACGUGAGGGACGGGGAGGACAGCGUGUGUCUGUCGGCGGGCAGUGACUCGGAGGAGGGGAUGAUGAAGCGCAAGCAGAGACGAUACCGGACUACCUUCACCAGUUACCAGCUGGAGGAGCUGGAGAGGGCUUUCCAAAAGACGCACUACCCCGACGUCUUCACCAGGGAAGAGCUCGCCAUGCGUUUGGAUCUGACCGAAGCCCGAGUGCAAGUGUGGUUUCAGAACCGAAGGGCCAAGUGGAGGAAGCGCGAAAAGGCGGGUGUGCAGGGCCACGCGGCAGGCCUGCCCUUCCCCGGCCCUCUGGCGGCAGGCCACCCUCUCAGCCACUACCUGGAGGGAGGACCCUUCCCGCCCCACCCGCACCCCGCCCUCGAGUCGGCAUGGACAGCCGCCGCUGCCGCCGCCUUCCCCGGCUUGGCCCCGCCGCACCACAAUGGCUCCGCGCCACCACUCGCCACCCCACUCGGCUUGGGCACUUUUCUGGGCACAGCCGCCAUGUUUCGCCACCCGGCUUUCAUCGGACCCACUUUUGGCAGGCUCUUCUCCAGUAUGGCUCCUCUGACCAGUGCUUCCACCGCUGCGGCGCUCCUGCGCCAGCCCGCCCCCCCUGUUGACGGCUCCCACGCGGGCCCCAUCCUGGCGGACCCGACCUCUUCUUCCAGCCCCUCAUCCUCAGCUGCAGCGGACCGCCGGGCCUCAAGUAUCGCCGCCCUGCGCCUCAAGGCCAAGGAACAUUCAGCCCAGCUCACCCAGAUCAACAUCCUGCCCCCCGGCGCGACCGGGAAGGAGGUGUGCUGAACAAUUCAAGGCCCCACGCCCCCACACUCCCGUUCUACCAUACCUGCCUACAACGAUCCUCCCAUAAAAGAGAAAAGCCACAUGAAACGUUGGAGCCCUUUUACCUCCCAACAAAGUAGCACGACCAAAAUCAUACAAACACUGACUAAAAACAGAUGAGACUGAGCAUGGGUGACACAUUUUCACACUCUGGCCACAACAAUCUAAUGAGAUCCAAAACCACAAGUGUAUCAGAAAAAAAUAAUCCUUACAAAGAUGUACAGUGUCACAAAUGUGAUAAUUUAAUAUUGUUUGUAAAAAAUACCCUACUAAUAGUUCGGCUACCAAUCAGGUACACGGUGAAAAUGGAGACCUGACAUUUGCGGUAGUUUUCCAAGCCCAUGCACAUUGUUGCAUUUGUAAAAUACUAGCCAUCCAUCCAUUUUAUGGGCCGCUUAUCCUCACAAGGGUCACAGGAGUGCCGUAGGUACUGAACUGGUUGCCAUAUAAUCGCAGGGCUUUUAGAAACAAGCAACCGUUUGCAUUCACAGUCAUAACUACGGGAAAUUUAGGGCCUCCAGUUAAUGUACGUUUUUGGGAUGUGGGAGGAAAUCGGAGUGCCCAGUCAAAACCCACGCAGGCACGGGGAGAACAUGCACACUCCACAGAGGUGGGUCCGGGAUUUGAACGCCAGUUCCCAGAACUGUGAGGCAGACGCUCCUCCAUUAUGCCCGUAAAAUACUUAUUAAAAGGAAAAUAGAUGCAUAAAAUUAUUCACUCGAUAAUCUUUAUAAUUUUGUACUGUCUGGUCAUACAUAUUGGUUUAACACAACACCACUGUAACAUUACACUAUACUUCGACACCAGGGAAAUUACAACUUCAAUAAUAAACACAUUACAUGCAUUCCUGACAGUAUCAAUAAAAAUUAAGAAUUUUCUUAACAAAGCCUAUUUAUAAACAGCUCUUGUGCUGGAUUUAGAUUGUGGAGAUACCGUAUUGUUCUGGUCAAGACUUUACUUCAACCAGGGGAGAGGAACCUCGGCGCCGUGGGCCAUAUACAUGAUUGAGCCUGGCAUGCACUUUUUCAAACAAUUCGUUCGCUAAGUGCCAACGCAGAUUUUCAUCAAUUUAGCAUGGCCCACAGAGGACUUAAGGUUCCCCACUAUUGAGUUAAAGGGACAGUUUGCAGUUUCCAAACUGCUGGCAAAUUUGAAUAUAGCAUCAUUCCCCUUGCCAGAUCAUGUCCCCCAGCAGUUAUGCGGAAAAGAAACGCCCAGCUCACAAAACUUGGAAACAAGGUUAAAAAAACAUCCAGUCAGGGACGGGUGUAUCGAGCUCCCCUGACCACCUCAGAGUCCACCUCGGUCAGCCGUGAGUGUACAACCUUACUGUGCAAGCCAAGAGUAUUGCCAAACACAAAAUGAUACCGCCGUGAUGGUGUAUUUGUGGGAAUGUAUAACCGAUUACAAAUAUAAGAGGUGAUCAAAUUCCAUGAUGACCCAGUGAGAAUGGAGACGUGAGUGUUUUGCAAGGCUUCCAUGGCUUGUUCAUUUGUAAAAUAGUAAUUAAAAUUAACUUACAGGCAUAAAAUGGGCCCAGAACGUUAAGUUUUUCAACAGAUAAUUUUAAUAAUAUUCUAGAGUCAGGUCAUACGUUUUAACAUAUAUGACUCUUCCAAAAAAAAGUACUGCACAGGCCCUGGUGAAAAAUUGCAAAUGAUGUAAAAAAUAUACCUGUAGUAGAUGAGAUGUAACAAACAUGAAGCAUGAAUUUCAAAUGACAUUACAAAGUUUAACACACACAAAGGGUUGCUGUGCUACUGUAAUUACAUGAACGAAUGCAUCGAUGAGGGUUGGGCCAGCCCCACCUCCCUGGCGACCCGCCCCCACCCGCUCUCCAGCCACCCAACCAAAACCAAAGGAAAACAGUCCACAGAUCUGACUUGAGCAGUCCUCCUUCUCCCGGCUGCUCACCUGUCCUCAGGUCACAUACGCCGCCCAAUCGGACCUCAGGACACGCGAGCCCAGCUGGGACGUCUCUGACUGUGUGACGGAAAGCUGUAAAUAUUGUGUAAAGAGGGACGACAAAAUACUGUACAACAACCCUAAUGAUCCAUUUUAAAAACAGACGCUUGUGUCUAUUUCAGGAGGACAUGUGUUUUGAUAAUUUGCACUCGGUGUAGUGUGUGAUGAAUGUUGCCCUGUGUAGAACUCCAUUUGUGUUUUAUGAAUUAUUAGAGUUUUUAGUUCACUAUUUAUGUUCAAACAUCACCCCUAAGAAAUGAGAAGUCUAAUCUGAA
Syngnathoides biaculeatus (alligator pipefish) is the source of this 3787-nucleotide messenger RNA. RefSeq names its product aristaless related homeobox a (gene arxa). Gene Ontology annotation, molecular function: DNA-binding transcription factor activity, RNA polymerase II-specific; RNA polymerase II transcription regulatory region sequence-specific DNA binding. NCBI's taxonomy places the organism in Eukaryota, Metazoa, Chordata, Actinopteri, Syngnathiformes, Syngnathidae. The coding region runs from base 132 to 1508 and encodes 458 amino acids. Gene Ontology annotation, biological process: regulation of transcription by RNA polymerase II. The transcript has 5 exons. The record is from RefSeq and is a predicted model, not a curated record.